AUGUUGUUAUCAGAGAGAGAAAUAUCGAAAAAGUGGAAUAAGAUCAAUUAUUCCCGAUCCACGAAACUUUUUAUAGGAACCUUAGCAAUUCAAACAUUAUUGAUGGCAUUUUUUCUAAUAAAAGUGACAUUUCGAGAUGUUCGUCUUAUAGACGAAGCUUAUAAUAAUAAUUAUGAUAUGGCUUGUGUUCAAAAAAAUUUUGAUGAUAAUGCUUUUAUUAGAAUGGAAAGAGAAUCUUCACUUCUUUUUUAUAUUCAAUCAUUUUUAUUUCUCAUGGGUUUAGAUGCGGUAAUACGUCAGUAUAUGCCUCAAAUUAAACUUGUUGCGUUCAUGAGUAUUCUUAUUGCUCUUUUCGGAUUU
Molecule: messenger RNA, 360 nt
Organism: Dentiscutata erythropus
Lineage: Eukaryota; Fungi; Glomeromycota; Glomeromycetes; Diversisporales; Gigasporaceae
Source: the annotation of a GenBank genome assembly